AUGGUGUCCGUCGCGCAGCCGUUCUUCACCGGCCCAGCCGCCAUGUCCUUCAGCAGCCAGCAGCAAGACGAGCAGGAGCGCUAUGCCCGCUACUGGUCCCAGUUCGCCACCUAUCCUCCCUCCUCGCAGCCGGCGGCGCCGGCCAUCCACGUGCCCGCCGUGGUGCCAUCGCAGGCUUGGUCCGGCGACGACGAGUACUCGUCGUCCAUCCCCCAUUUCCCCCAGGCCAGCUUCUUCGAGGAGCCUCAGUCGUUCUAUCCUCAGCCGGAUUUCCUCAUGCCUCCCACCUCGGCCGCCUCUCUGCCCGUCUCUUCAGUGCCCUCGUACCAGUCUUCGCCCUCGAUCGCAUUCUCGUCGCCCCAGAUCCCCUUCACCGCGGAGCCCGUGACGGCGUCGUCUUCGUCGUCUCACGCCCACAAGCACGCCCGCACCUUCUCUCACGACUCGUAUGUCUCCUUCACCUCGACGCAGGCCCGCAGUCCGGAUGCGUCCGAGUCUGGCUUCUCCCGAUCCUCGUCCCCGAGCAACGCGGACAUGAACCAGUACGGCUACCUGAACGCGCAAGGCACGUGGAGUUGCAACUAUCCCGGCUGCACGUCCAGAGCGGUCUUCACCCGUGGAUGCGAUCUCCGCAAGCACCACAAGCGUCACACAAAGUCCUUCUUCUGUCGCUACCCGGGCUGCUCGCAGUCAACCGGUGGCGGCUUCUCGAGCAAAAAGGAUCUCGCCAGACACGAGGCGAAGCACAAUCCCGGCGUCGUCUGCGAGUGGGACGGCUGCGACCGCGUCUUCAGCCGCGUAGACAACAUGAGAGAUCACGUCAAGAGAAUACACUUGAAGGGGGCCAAGCGUGCUGCUGCAGUUCGCCACGCGUCCAACUCUUCGCAAUCGUCAACAAAAAUGACGUGAAGAAGAACAGUACUGGAGGGCUCUUCUCUUUUCUUAGAUUGGGAGCAAAAAACCCACCACUCUCAUAGCAAAAACCUUCAUGAUACCCAAGAUGUUAUGCGCCUAUGUCGCUUGCAGGCGUACACUCAUUCCACGGGGAAAGACGGAUCGGCAUGGUUUCUUGGGCGCGGCGCGGCAUCUUCCUGAUUUUCUCUCUUAUCCCCGUCAAUUCUUCUUCCAUGAGAACCGUUUCACGCUUCUGGC
This is a messenger RNA of Verruconis gallopava, 1152 nucleotides long. RefSeq lists its product as uncharacterized. The transcript has 2 exons. The coding region runs from base 1 to 909 and encodes 302 amino acids. Lineage: Eukaryota; Fungi; Ascomycota; Dothideomycetes; Venturiales; Sympoventuriaceae. Gene Ontology annotation, cellular component: nucleus. Gene Ontology annotation, biological process: regulation of transcription by RNA polymerase II. The record is from RefSeq and is a predicted model, not a curated record.